Toxorhynchites rutilus septentrionalis is the source of this 1950-nucleotide messenger RNA. RefSeq names its product dynein regulatory complex subunit 6-like. Lineage: Eukaryota; Metazoa; Arthropoda; Insecta; Diptera; Culicidae. The transcript is spliced from 4 exons. The record is from RefSeq and is a predicted model, not a curated record. The coding region runs from base 1 to 1833 and encodes 610 amino acids. Gene Ontology annotation, molecular function: protein binding. Gene Ontology annotation, cellular component: SCF ubiquitin ligase complex. Gene Ontology annotation, biological process: SCF-dependent proteasomal ubiquitin-dependent protein catabolic process.
AUGAUGGAUGCUCAGUGUGUAGUUCAGCAGAAUGAUCGAAAGGAUCGGACGAUGUAUAUUCACUAUAAAGAUGAAUAUAUAUACUAUUUUGAACCAUUUUUUGAGGAUCUACCAUUUGAGGUUAUGGUUCACCUGCUCACGUUCCUCAACACCAGCGAUCGCAACGUGAUGGCUCAGGUGUGCAGAGGAUUCUACGAAGGACUGAAGCAUCCGUACUUUAUGCGCUCAACCUGUCUCCAUUUCCGCGAGAUCGAGUUUGAGGACAACAUUGAACCGAUUAGGGGAUUUCUCAAUGCGUUCCGUUACUUCCCGAACAUCAAACUCACGAAAAUCGCCUUCGGCAACCGGAGCAAUUUUUGGGCGGAGUUUGGCGAGUCGAUAGAGGAACUAUCCCUGGACAGCUGCACCAUCUGGAAGCAGAAACUUCUCUCGAUUCUGCGCUAUACCUAUCGCUUGAAACGGCUCACUAUCCAAAAUUGUCCGGAUUUGUUUCGCUCGUGGAAGCACAUAGAAAACCUGACUGUGACGUGUUGUCCCGUGUUUCCGGAGCUGACUCACAUUAGCCUAGCGGACAACAGUAAACUCGAGCAGUACCAUUUCGAUUUCAUUGUGGCCAUGGCGCCAAAUCUCGAUUCGCUAGAUGUUUCGAGAUGCUUCAAGGGAAUCGAGGCUGCGCAGCGUUUUCGCAUGCUGGGACACAUUCUGAGCUAUCUGAAAAAUCACAGCCACCAGAUCCGUCACUUUUCCGUUGGUGACACCCCCGUUGAUAAUCUAUUUUUGCGUCACCUGGCGGACAUUGAGAAUCUCCGAUUGAGCAGUUUGAGUGUGAUGGUUGGGGAGAAGAUUCCGACCACGGAAGCGGGAAUCAUUGAUUUGCUUAGACUUCAAACCAAUCUAACCUAUUUAGAUUUGUCCAAAUCGUUAGCCCUCCACGAUUCGUGUCUCAUUCAAAUAUCGAACAGUAUGCCUCUGCUGGAAACGCUAAUAUUGAAUCGCUGCUGGAUGAUCACCGAUUACGGAAUUCUGGCCAUUGCUAAACUCUCCAAAUUGAAGCAUAUUGAUUUGACAAAUUGCGAGCGAAUUACCGAUACUGGUAUUAUGGGUGGGCUACUAACUCAUAAACGGAAUAAAUUGAGCAAUCUGUAUCUUGCAUUGUUGACGAACAUCAGUGAACUGGUAUUUACUAAGAUCUCCUUUGAGCUGAACCAUUUGGCGGUGUUAGAUUUGGGUGGCUGCUCGAAUUGCAUAAAUGACCGAUCGAUUCAGUACAUUUUUUACCAUAUGAACGGACUGCAGGAGCUGAACUUGGAUUGCUGUGCUAAGCUCUCAGACGCCGGCAUGACCGGAAUAGACUUACCGGAGAGUGCGAUAGCGAUUUGGGAUUUCGAGAUGAGUUUCUCGAUCCAAGAUCUCAAACGGUUACGCUUCCUCAAUCUUUCUGGUUGCUACAAAAUCACAGACUACACAUUCAGACGUAAAUUUUGCCUUCUCGAGCUCAAGGAACUGGUGCUGGGGAGACUUCAGAUAACGGAUUACGGGGUGGAAAAAAUCGCUGUCAGUUGUCCCUCCUUGGAGAUUAUAGACUUCAGUGAAUGCUCCGAAGUGAACGAUCGGUGCGUGGAGCUACUGGCCAAAAGCUGUGUCCGACUGACAACGUUGAAGCUUCAAAACUGUCCACUAAUAUCGGAUCUCGCGAUUGAACAUCUGGUGAAAUAUUGUUCCGUGCUGAAGAUGUUGAAUAUUCGAGGCUGUUAUAACAUCACCGCCGAGGCGGAAGCGAAAUUGGUCAAGAUUCAGACGCUGAGGCAUGUGCUUGCAAAUGAGCGAGAGUAGAGCUACUUUCUUCGGUACCCUUUCGGUAGUGAACCAAACCUGAAACAAGAAAGAAAAAAUAAACACGCACCCUGAUGGUAGUCGGUAAAAGGUAGCGCAGAUGAAAGAACCUCAUAG